This is a messenger RNA of Haliotis rufescens (red abalone), 4964 nucleotides long. RefSeq names its product probable C-mannosyltransferase DPY19L3. Lineage: Eukaryota; Metazoa; Mollusca; Gastropoda; Lepetellida; Haliotidae. The record is from RefSeq and is a predicted model, not a curated record. The coding region runs from base 150 to 2330 and encodes 726 amino acids. Gene Ontology annotation, cellular component: nuclear inner membrane. Gene Ontology annotation, molecular function: mannosyltransferase activity. The transcript has 18 exons.
GAAGUGGUUAGUGAUGACUGAGGCCACGGACCUACUUCACCGUUUCCUACUGUCCUGAAAGUCUCAGACAGAUAGCACCAGCGUUGAGUGAACAAGGACAGAAGUAAAGUGGCUGCCAUGUAGCGAUGGAGGACAGAGUAUAGUUUACGAUGUCUGACGCAAGAAGACGAAAGGGUAAAGGUGGAGGUCGUAGUACAGACCCAAGGUCAAGGUCAAAGACGCCGACAGAGAGCGGAAGUGAUGGGGGAGCGCCUGACGUGGUUACAUCCAUCUUCAGCAAUGUGAUCCUGGGGGUGAUAAUGAUGUGUGUGUGCGGCUACGCCCAUGCCUGGCUAAUGUACACACUGCAUGAAAAUAGAAUGUGGUUCACAAACAUCAAGGAGGUGGAGAGGGAAAUAUCAUUCCGCACAGAGUCUGGCCUGUACUACUCCUACUAUAAACAGAUGGUCAAGGCUCCAUCUAUAUCACAAGGUAUCUACGACCUGAUCCAUGACAAGGUGACAGAACACCCGAGUGUCAUCAACAUCCUAGAAAGAAUGAACAUCUACCAGGAGGUGGUCCUGGCCAUCAUGUACAGAGUCCUGGGGGUCAAGAUGUUGCCGAUCCUCUUCUACAUCAUAUGUACCUUUGCACUCCACGCCCUGCUGGUGGCUGCUCUCUUCACGUCAGCAUGGAUUCUCAGUGGGACAUGGCUGGCAGGCGUCCUUACAUCAGGGUUCUAUGUUGUCAACAGGAUUGACACAACUCGUGUUGGUUACACCAUUCCCCUGAGAGAGAGUUUCUCCCUCCCAUUCCUGUGGGUCCAGGUGACUGCCAUUACAAUCUACUUCCAGGCAGGUGCCAUUUCCAAACUUAAAGAGAAGGUGCUCCUGGCAGUCAUCCUCACGUUCACAUUCCUCUUCGCGCUUUGCUGGCAGUUCAACCAGUUUGUGUUCCUGCUGCAAGUGUCGACUAUAUUCGGGGUCUGGAUCCUUGGCAUCAUCCCAGCUUACAAGGUACGCAACAUGCUGCAUGUGUUGAUGGCCACCAUGCUGCUGGUGUGCCUCUUCCAGUUCAUCAACAAGAUGAUCCUGGUGUCCCUCGGGAUGAGCCUCGUCCUGGCUUCGUAUGCUGUCAUGUACAUCAAGGGGGAGGUGGAGAGAUCUGCUGGUGUGAUCAAGGGAAUCGUGACGACGGUCGUCUACAGUGUGCUGGUGCUGGUGCUGGCGGGAGUCAUCACGACACUGCUCAAGCUCCUGCUGCAAGUUGAUGCUGAUGACCACAUAUUCAAGUUCCUGAGUGGGAAGUUUGGUUACGGGAACCAGAGGGACUUUGACUCCCGUCUGUACCUGUGUCUCGGGGCGUUCAACUUCCUGACUGGCGACACAUAUGAACGCCUGACAUCUGGGCUGGUGUUCCCUCCCUAUGCUCUGUGUCAUGCUGCCAUGCUCAUCAUACUGGUCAUCGCUGUCAUACAGAACUUCAGUAAACCAAAUGAAAGCAAGAUGGCUGCUGAACCAGCAGCAAAUGGCAAGAGCCAGUCUGCUGGAGACAAGGUCAAGGUCACAGAGACACCAGCCAGGCACAUCCUCAGCAACCGACCAGAAGUGGCCUAUAUAGCAAUUCAGACGUUGUUGUUUGGUCUGCUGGCCAUGUCCACGCUGAGGAUGAAGUACCUGUGGACGCCGUACAUGUGUGUGCUGGGAAGUGUGGCCUUUGUAGACAACGCCAUGUGGAAAGCUGUCAUGAAGAAGUUCAAGUUGAAGGAAUUCUCUGUCCAGAUGAUGAGAAACUCAGCUCUCAUUGUGGUCAUGGCUGUCCUGUUUGCUAGGGAAUGGCCGACAGUGCAAGGUGAGCUGGGUGACCUGCGGGAAUUCUACGACCCCGACACGGUGGAGCUGAUGGAGUGGAUCAACAAGGACAUUCCCAAGACCUCCUCGUUCACCGGCAGCAUGCAGCUCUUGGCCGGGGUGAAGCUGUGCACGGAGAGACCAAUCACCAACCACCCUCACUACGAGCACAAAGGCCUGCGCAUUAAGACCAAGGAGCUGUACCAGAUAUACGGCAAGCGUGAACCAGCAGACGUCCACGCGAUCCUGAAGAAACACCAGAGUAACUACAUCAUCCUGGAGGACUCCAUCUGCCGUGCGGCCUCCACCGGCUGCCGCGUCCCCGACCUCAUAGACUUUGACAAUGGACAGGUGCCGGACAAUGGAAACAAGGAAGAUGGGCUGGAGUACAGCAACACCCCACGCUUCUGUGAACAAAUACGACAUGAUCAACCAAAUUUUACCAAAUAUUUCAAGAAAGUAUUCGAGAACAAAACGUUUAGAGUUCACCAAGUGCUCUGAUAUGGGGGAAAUAUUAUUGAAUGAGUAGUUAUACCAUGUACACCCAUUUUGCCACCAGAAAUCCCAAAGGUUGUGAUUGCAUAAUUCUAUUUUUUUCUCCUUCAAAUAUAUUUCUCCUUAUACUACAGCUGCCAUGUUUAUUUUUUACACAUUGGACAUUUUUACAUGAACACAGAACACACUCCUUGUCAGGCUGAAUAACUGCUGCAGAAUGAAACCACUAUUUAAACCUAUGCUUAAUGCUUACUUCUGAUGAAAGUACCUCUCAGCGGGGUGGAAAACGUUUACAGCAUUAGACAACAAACUCUAUACUCAAUGAUUCUUGUAAUGGCAAUACCCAGAAUGGCAGAAAGAUAGUUGCUGCAGCACCCAACACAACUAUCCUCAAUGCUCAAAGUCUUUUUCUUGCAAUAUUAGUAUCAAGAAUAGCUACGGCAUUAGACAACAGCCAACUCCAUGCUCAAAGCUUUUGUUUUGUAAAUAAGAGUACCCAGAAUUGCUGCAGUUUUAGACAAAGAACAUCUCCUACAGUCAAAGCUAAUAUGUACAAUAUCUAGAAUGGAUGGAGUCCCAUCAACCUUCUUCCAUGGUCAGUCAUCUUCACCAGUGCAGGGUAUAUUUGAAGUCUCCCUUUUCAUCAUAGCCCAUGUUCUGUGUCCCUCUAGAUUGUGUGGAUCUUCCACUGGGUGCAGCUACUGUGUGUAACCCUAUGGUCAGUAGAUCUGUCUCUCACACUCUGUUUUGGCUGUGUACCAGCGUAGUCCAAUGUUCAGUGAGACCCUCAAUCUUCUCCACAGUUAUACAUUCAGCAUAUAAAGGUUCAUUUAUCCCCAAAUCCAGUUCUAGAUGAUGAUAUUUAAGAACCAGAAUGGUUAAAUAUGUUUUCCGGGGAUCUCUACUAAGGUCUUGUUUUUUCAUGAACACAAAGCGAUCUUAUCACUACGAUCAUCGUAAGCCUAUGUUAAAGUAUCAGAGCUUCGAUUGCCUUAGCGUUAAGAUUGCUUUUGGGAACGAGGCUCAGGGUCCUGUUCCUCAAAGCGAUCUUAUCACUACGAUCAUCGUAAGCCUAUGUUAAAGUAUGAGAGAUUUGAUUGCCUUAGCGUUAAGAUUGCUUUUGGGAAAGAGGCUCAGGGUCCUGUUCCGCGAAGUUCCUCAAAGGUGAUCGUAAGUCCCAUACUUUAGCAUACCGGUAGACUUGCGAUCAUCAUAGCACUAAGAUUGCUUUGAGGAAGGAGAGGCUCAGGUCAUGUUCCUCUCCCCGACACACAGACUUUUGUACCUGAAGAGAAUGGAUGAAUCAAUCACAUGACAUGGCUAGAUGUAUUUUCAUAUGAUCUGAUUUUACUAUAUUUUUUUAUGACUUCCUGAAGGCAGUAUCAUAACAUUAGCUGCAACAGAUAAACAAACUGCUUCCUUGUUGAAGACAGCCAUGUAGAGGUUUCUCCACAUGAUAUUGAUAUGUCUGGAAGUGUUUUUAGAAGGCAUUUAUGUUAAGUGCUAAUGGACAAAUGAUGAAUAGAACAAAUCCAUGACAUGUGCUCACAAAGCUCCCGGUCCUACGCCAGUUAUGAUUUACGUUUCUACAUAACCUGUAAACCUAUGAUUGUGGGUUUGAAUCCUGCUUCGCCUCAAUUAUUUCUAUUUUUGUCAGCACCAUACCCCUGCUCGUGGGUUUCACCAAAGUGGUAAACAUCUGAGACCUGCACUACUUCAGCUUUUCCUACCACAUUAAGCUUACAUGCCGUGAUAUAACUGGAAUACUGUUCGGCGGCGUUAAACUUAAACACUGACUCAACCUUUUUGCUCCCUGUUUACAACCGUUGUGAUUUAUAUUUGUACAAUGAGACCACAGAACAUAUCCCAUUCCAAGUGAUGCUUAUUAAUUUCCUAACAGCAUAUCUCAUCGUCAAAGGGUUCCUCCACAAUUUCUGCUUGCAGUUACAGCAUUGUCAUGUCCAGAAAAGGAAUUCCAUUGUGACCUAUUUAGGUCUCAAGAGUUAGGUCUUCCAGCCUUUUGGCAUCACCCAGUGGUUUCCUUGAAUGACCUACAGUACCGGUAUUUUACAAAUGCAACCUUCAGUGAUAGUCAUUCUUAUGUCAUCUUACUUUCUCAUUUUAGAGCAUUGUGUGAAAUGUGUGACUGUAUUAAUGGUGUGGCGUGUUAGUGUUGUACAUGAAUGAAUCUCACGGGGUUGGUGUUAUCAGGGUAUUUGUGGUGUUUUGUUCAGAUGGUCUUCAGUGUUUCAUCAUAUAGGGUCAGCAUAGAACUAGAAGAAAGGUGUCUGUGACAGGUCUAUCCUGCACAUCUAAUGUUCAGGGUGCUGAAGUGGCACUGUAUGGAUCAGGCAUGAGAAUUUUCCCCGGAUUCCCGUUUUUUUUCCUCUCAGAAUGAUGUAAAAUGCACUUAUUUAAUUCCUAGAACCCCCUAGAUUGGCAAUGUUCCUCCAAAAACCAGAUUUGCAAUUCUCAUGUCUGAUGGAUGCUUAUUAUUAUAGGUGAAAAGACCUAGGGCUUCUGCAAAUGAUAAUGCCCUAAAAAAAAACGUUACCAUUAUUAUAGCUAAAAUGGAUGGAAUUUUUUUCAAAUAAUAAGAAACAACAAUAUCGGUUUUGAAACAUUUACUGCAAUCAACAG